AUGCCUUCUCUCGUCCAAAAGGGAGACACAAUCUACGUCCAUCCCGAGUUUCUCAGUGACAGCAAGAGCAACAGAAUGACUGUCAGCUGGAGCCAGAACUGGUUCAAUCGCACUGAAAAGUACAAGCUCUGCAAGUUUACCGUCAAGUCUGGGGGCGAUGCCAAGGGUCUCAUUUACGUUCAAGCUAACAAGGUCGCCGAGUUCAAAUCGAAGAAGACAAGCGGAGAAGACUUUACACUGACGGUUGAUGAGUCGUUCCAGUACGGACAGGACAAGGAUCAAACCAAGCGCUUCCUUGUGUUCCACGACACGGACAACCGGCCUUACCAGCACCGUUUCGUUGAAAACACCCUCACAGAGCUUGGAGAUGGUGCCAAUGAGUACGUCAAGGAGUUUACCGGAGUUAGUUUCGAAGCCGUCGGAAUGAUGGCUAAGAUGUUCGUGGGGGACUAUUUGCACAACUUCUAG
Alternaria hordeiaustralica is the source of this 468-nucleotide messenger RNA. RefSeq lists its product as uncharacterized. NCBI's taxonomy places the organism in Eukaryota, Fungi, Ascomycota, Dothideomycetes, Pleosporales, Pleosporaceae. The record is from RefSeq and is a predicted model, not a curated record. The transcript is spliced from 3 exons. The coding region runs from base 1 to 468 and encodes 155 amino acids.